AAAUUCUAGUGACGAAGAACUAAACUUAAACUAUGAAUUAAAUAUUGACCUAGAUAACUUUUUCUAUACUGUUCCUGUUCAACCUUCUGUUGCUCCACCAUUUUUACCUCCUAUAUAUCAACCUCUUGUUGUACCUUUACCUCUACCACCACCUCUUAAUCCUCCUAAUCCUCUUGCCAAUAUGG
This is a messenger RNA of Cetraspora pellucida, 185 nucleotides long. The record is from the annotation of a GenBank genome assembly. Lineage: Eukaryota; Fungi; Glomeromycota; Glomeromycetes; Diversisporales; Gigasporaceae.